AUGAAGCCAGCCAUGGAAACUGCAGCGGAGGAAAAUACAGAACAAAGCCAAGAGAAAAAAGUGAUCACCAGACCAGAAAUGGAAAUUGGCAGGUACCACUGGAUGUACAGGAGUUCAAGGCCACACCAGUACCAUCAUGUGCCAGCAUUGAGAGGCAAUAUUAGUCCUUUGGGGAUUCAAGGUUGCUUUGAAUGUUGCAUUAAGUGCCUGGGAGGAGUUCCAUAUGCUUCACUGGUGGCAACCAUUCUCUGCUUUUCUGGGGUAGCAUUGUUUUGUGGCUGUGGUCAUGUGGCUCUCACUGGAACUGUAUCUAUCCUUGAACAACACUUCUCCACAAACUCCAGUGACCAUGCUUUGCUGAGUGAAGUCAUACAGCUAAUGCAGUAUGUAAUCUAUGGCAUUGCAUCAUUUUUUUUCUUAUAUGGAAUAAUCCUUUUGGCGGAAGGUUUUUAUACAACAAGUGCUGUGAAGGAACUGCAUGGUGAGUUCAAAACAACAGCCUGUGGCCGAUGCAUCAGUGGAAUGUUUGUUUUCCUCACAUAUGUGCUUGGAGUGUCCUGGCUUGGGGUCUUUGGCUUUUCUGCUGUGCCUGUCUUUAUGUUCUAUAACAUAUGGUCAACUUGUGAAGUCAUCAAAUCACUCCAGACAAAUAUGACCGCUUCAGGGGACCAGAUCUGCGUGGAUGUCAGGCAAUACGGUAUCAUCCCUUGGAAUGCUGUACCAGGCAGGGCUUGUGGUCCAAUUUUAGAGAACAUCUGCAACACAAAUGAGUUCUACAUGUCCUAUCACCUGUUCAUUGUGGCCUGUGCUGGAGCUGGUGCCACUGUCAUAGCCCUGAUCCACUUCCUCAUGAUACUGUCUUCUAACUGGGCCUACUUAAAGGAUGCAAGCAAAAUGCAAGCUUACCAAGAUAUCAAAGCAAAAGAAGAGCAGGAGCUUCAAGAUAUCCAGUCUCGGUCAAAAGAGCAACUCAAUUCUUACACAUAA
Messenger RNA from Emys orbicularis (European pond turtle), 987 nucleotides. RefSeq names its product glycoprotein M6B (gene GPM6B). Lineage: Eukaryota; Metazoa; Chordata; Testudines; Emydidae. The transcript is spliced from 8 exons. Gene Ontology annotation, biological process: neuron projection development; negative regulation of serotonin uptake. Bases 1 to 987 code for a protein of 328 amino acids. Gene Ontology annotation, cellular component: membrane raft; plasma membrane. The record is from RefSeq and is a predicted model, not a curated record.